GUGUGUGCAAACGUGGAAGGGAUAACAUGGCUACCGCCUGACGUGACGUUUCGCUCGUCCGUCCGUCCGUCCGUCGCACGAUAUCAUCAGAUGCUCGGAAAAACAUCUGGCUACCGUUUUUCAGCGACGUGCUGCUGCCGAUAGUGUUCCGUCGUUCACACGAGGACUACCGCGUCGAAGAGAGAAAGGAAGAGAGAGAACCACUAUCCGUGGGGGGACAAGCACGAUGAUGAACAUGUGGAAAGUGCGGGAGCUGAUGGAUAAGGCGACCAAUGUGGUGAUGAACUAUACAGAAACAGAAGCCAAGGUUCGGGAAGCAACUAAUGAUGAUGCAUGGGGUCCUACAGGGGCAAUGAUGCAAGAAUUGGCUCAGGCCACAUUCACGUACGAGCAAUUUCCAGAGGUGAUGUCCAUGCUCUGGAAGAGGAUGUUGCAAGAGAACAAACGAAAUUGGCGACGAACAUACAAGUCAUUGCUCCUUCUUAAUUAUCUGGUGCGCAAUGGUUCGGAACGGGUGGUCACUUCGUCGCGCGAGCACAUUUACGAUCUAAGAUCCUUAGAGAAUUACACCUUCAUCGAUGAAUUCGGCAAGGACCAAGGUAUAAACAUCAGGCACAAAGUCAGAGAAUUGAUCGAUUUUAUUCAAGAUGAUGAUAAGCUACGGGAAGAGAGGAAGAAAGCUAAGAAAAAUAAAGACAAGUACGUCGGCUUGUCGAGCGAAGCAAUGGGAAUGAGAUUCGGAGGGGGCGACAGGUGGAUGGACAGUCCCAAGUGGAACAAGUCUAGCGUGGAAGCGUACAAUGACUGGGACAGAGACACUCGUGGGAAGGGAUUCGAGGACACGAACAACAGUGACGACGGCGAGAGGGAGGAUUCGGAUAACGACACUAGUCCGAAGAAAGGUGGAAGGGAAUAUAGAGACACGAUGGACAAUAUACAUCAAAUUGGUAAAUCCACUCAAAUAUCUAUACCUUCCGCGACUUCGUCCCCCGUCCGGACAUCGAGACCUAUUAAAAAGGUGGACCUCGGAGCGGCGGCCAAUUACGGAAAAGAGCAAUCCAAUAACGGCACAUCGACGCAACCAAGUAACAACCUGUCGUCGCCGAUAAGUCAGCAGAAGACCAAAAACGACAUACUGAACGAGAUUUUCGAGUCACAGAGCGACAACAGCGGCAGGUUGGACGACGACGAUUUCAACCCGAGGGCGAGCACCCAGUCCUACGUUCAGCCGCAGAACGCGAAUCUGGAGUUUGGGGACUUCACCAGCGCGUUCAACAACAGCCCAGCGAAUGCUAAGUCGAAGGAUGGCAAUAACGACGAAUUCGCGGACUUUACGUCCGCCUUCAACACUAUCACCAUAUCGAACCCUCCCAGUCAGCCGCAAUCGCAAAUCAGCUUGAUGGGCGUGACGAUACCGACGGGCGUGAACAGCCCGACGACGAAUAACGCGAAUGUCGCGAACACGAUCUACUCCAACACGCAAACGGCGUUCACCGGCAGUGGCACGACUCCGCAAAAUUCCAAAACGUCGAACGACCUGUUCGAUUCUCUGUCGCCGCAGACUCUCAAUAAUCAAACAACGAAUAAUAAUACAGUACCCUCAAAUACGGAUCUCUUGUCGGAUCUGGAUGGUUUGAAUACUCCAACCAUGAGGCUAACCGACGGACGAGUAAAUAGCCCUAACAAUUCCAACAUCUUCAUGGGAAUGAGUAACGCGCCUUCCAACACCGUUAAUUAUACAGCUGGUAAGGCCGAAGAGAACGCCGCGGCGGAUGAGUUUAAUGCCGGCUCAUUGUUGGAAGUAUUACGCGCCGUGCGCCGCAUUAAGAGCCGCGGCGACUUGGAGCGAAUACGAUCGGCCCUGUCGGAGUACGUGGCGCACUUGCCGGACACCGUUACUCGUGAGAGAUACAUGAGCGUCGAUGAGGGUGCGCGUGUGAACGUCGUGACGUACGGGAGAAUUUUAGAGGCAACGAUCGACAAGUUCGAUCGCGACUGGCCGUUACAGCAGGACGACGACUCGCUGGAUCCUUUGAUCAGUCAGUUAGCGGCCGUCGAGGGCGCCACGAUGCCGAUAUUGUCCGAGUCCCUGAGACUCUUGAGCGUCGCUCUGAGCGAAUCCGAGGACGGGAGGAAGACUCGUGCGAUUUCGGAGAUACUGCAGGCUCUGCUGAAGAGCGACGCGAUCUACUCGGCGAUCGUGGACACCUGUCGCGCUGGAGGUGCCCAGUCCCGCCCGCUGGAGGUGGAGCUGGACGCGGCCUGGCGGCGCGUUACGCAGAUCCUGAUGUCCUUGCCGAGUCGCGUGGCCAACAAGACGCAGCUCGACACGCCGAGGCUGUUCACGCCGCAGGUCUACGUCAGGGUACUCUGCUACCACGUGUGCCGCGCGAUGUACUUGGUCAACGAGGGCUGGCACAUCCAGCACGUCAAGCCGAAAACAGCGGUACUUUCGUCGCUGAUCAGCAGGAUCCUGAUCACCUCGAAGCCGAGCUACGACCUGACUUUGCUCGUCGACAUUUUCAAGACGUGGUGCCAGAGUCCGCACGCAGGGGCGCACCACCUGGUGCGCAGUGUGCUCCGCGAAUUGGACGCCACGGCUGUCGAGCACGCGGCCACGUUGUUCUUGAAACACUGCGAGUCCGGUGUGCUGCCUGUCUUCGGAGACGUGCUGACCGCGCCGCACUGGAAGUACGUGCUGACGUCCAAGAUCCCUUUCAUGCGCUACUAUACGGACGAGAAACUGCUCUUAAACUUGAUCUCCUAUCUCUCGUCUUUCGGAGAUACGGACAAGGAGGACGAGGACGUUUUGCCGGGAUUACUGCUGAAGCUUGUCGACGUCUGGGGUGAUAGCAGUAUCCUGAAUCACACGCCCGUGGAACAGCACGAGUACAUUUCACGGCUGAUCAUCCUAUCCAUGAGGUCGUGCGAGCAUCGUUUGAAGCAAGACGCGCGGCAGCAGUGCCGGAAGUCUCUGCUCGCCGGGGUGUCCGUGCAUCUGGAGUGCACAGACGUCUACGUGAGAGCUAUGGGCAUGAUCACCGCCGAGGUGUGCAUCAACUACCUGUCCGAACGCGAAGCGCCAAAAUUGGCGUUCGACUACGAGAACAUGCCCGAGCGAGUGCGACUGUUGAUCGAGUCGCUGAAACAUCUGCGUACGCAACCGAGCGGCGACACGACCGCGGUCGAAGUCAAGCUUUCGACCGUCGAAGAGAAGAUAAACGAAUUGGUCGUCGAUCUCCUGCCGAUUCUCCCGGUCAGCAGCAGGAAGAAAGAUAGCGUGAGUUUAACGGAGGACGAUCUCGCGAGGAAGGAGAAGCGGGACGCGACGUCGAGCACACGAGACGACGCGAAGAUGAGUUGCCGAGAGGACAAGAAUCUGGACAGCGACGACAACAGUCUGGACAGCGACGAUGACCUGAUGCCUUACGACAUGGACGAGGAGCGGGAUAAGCCGGUGAACAAAGCGCGGCCGAUGUACCUGCGCGAUCUGCGCGAUAACCUGACGGACGAGCGCACCGCCGCCGACCCCGAGGUCUUCUCCGAAUCUAUGUCGGUCUGCGAGAAGCUCAUACGGACGCAGCUGCCGUACGACGACGCGUCCUUCGCGCUCGAGCUGCUGGAGCUACUCCUCACACUCAGACAGCAGUCCUGCAUGGAGGACUUCGAGCUCGUGGUGUUCCGCUGUUGCGUGGAGAUCGCGAUCGUGCGGCCGAAGGAGUGCGCCGAGUUCCUGUGCGAACAAUUCUACGAGGAGCCCGGCAAGUACUCGUUGAGCCAGCGCUUGUUGUUCCUCGACGUGCUAGCCGAGUCCGCGAAACGCUUGUCGGACACCAGGCAGGACGAAGCGGCCGACACGGAGAACACCAAGCCGGUGAAGCGGAGGAGACCCGUUCCGUCGAGUCCUGUGUCGAUCUUCAUCGACACGACGAAGCCGCGCAGGACGCAGGAACUGUGCUACGACGAAGACCUGGAGAACCUGCGCGAGAUUACCGCGCCGGAGACUCGACUUGCCGACUGGCGGGAGGUCAUCGACAGCAGGAUCGAGUCGCGUACGAAGCGAUUCGCGCAUAAGGUCAAGGCGGUCAAGAAAAGCGCGAAUCGUUUCGCGAACGUCGUCCCGUCGUUCUUUUAUCCGCUUCUUUACGGCUUCGGCCGGCGACAGGAAUCCGGCCAGCUGCAGGGUUUGAGGAUCUACGCGGAUCAGGAGAACAUCCUGCUGCUGCGCUACCUGAAGACACUGGCCGUGAUCAUGCGCGCCGCCGAGAACUGCCCGUCGGCCUUGAAGAUGGGCAAGGAAGUCUUGGAGCUCACGUGGACGUUGAGGAACCACAACGAGGCGAACGCAAGGUUCGCCGUCGUCGAGUGUAUCGCGUCCGUCUUGGUGUCGUUGCCGAAGGACAGCAUCGUCGUCGAGCUGUUGGACAUGCUGUUGGAGAUCAGGGAGUGGCUGCUGCUGACACAGAACGUCAUCUACGGCGAGCAUGAUGCCAAGUGCAGAGAGCUGAAUGCCACGGUGAUGAACUACGUCGACGCGAUCAUCAGCUCCGCCCUCAACGGUUGAACUCGCGCGCAGAGAUUGCGAGAAUCCGCGUGGGAAACGGAAAGGACAGCAACGAGAAUUGAAUUGAAAACGAGAGAGAUCGUCGGUCGCGGAAUCCGAGCGGUCUGCUUUUUCCAGCGAACAAAAGGAAUCCUUCGAUGUGUUAAAUAGUUGUCUUUUAAGUUUUUUUUUUUUUUUUAUGUAGCCACAUAGAGAGACAUUGCCUGACGCAACGCGUACAUCCGUUCAUGUACAGGUGGAGCCUGAACUGUCAGGCGAUUUUGCCAGGUGGGAUUUCUGGAUGAUGAUUCACACACGUGAUUUCUAGAAAUGUGCCAAUCAAAACACGGUAUUUCUGGCAAUCCAGCACCAAAACAAACAUCGCAAGUUUUAUAUCCAUAUGACAUCGUGUGAACUUUUCACUACGUGAAUUAUGAUCCAGAAAUCCCACAAUUAGAGGUAUUAAUUAAUUAGAGAAAAAUUAAUGAACGAGUGCACACCAUGUGAUGGGACGAACUCUUUAGGCAAAGUCUCGUUCAGGAUGUCUGAAUCCGUCGACGAUUUCCUGGUAACGACAAGUCUUAUAAUUUGAAAACUCCCGGUCUUUCGGUGUAAUCUACUUGUUUGAUGACGUCUGAAGCGAAAAAACGUACGCCCAAAAUUCUUGCGAAAUACGUUGAAAUAAAUACGGAUAUAUCUGUAAAAUGAUACAUUUGCGAUCGAUUGAGAGAUACAUUUGUAAAAUAUUCCGGGAACUUUUCCUUUCUGCUCUAACAAUCGAUAAUUAACUGUAAAAUUAACGUGAUAUGCAACCUUUUGCUUAUUUUUCCUCGUGAUUUUGUCACGUUAACUUUACGGCUGUUCGUUGAUUGUUAAGAUAAAAGGAAAGUUUACAGAAUAUCUUACAAAUGUUCUCAAUCGAUCACAAGUAUCAUUUUGUGGACGUAUCUUUUUAUUUUAACGUACUCCGCAAGAAUUUUGGGCGCGCGUUUUCUCGCUUCUGGGGCGUCAUUAAACAAGAUAGUCAUGGCGAGGAAACAGGAGAGCCUCAAGCGUUUCCAGUUGUAUCUAUUUUUACUGUUCAGUUGUCUCCUCUUGGAUAAGAUAUUAUCUAAAAAACUCAUCCUGCUGCGGUAUUCGCGCCUUUAUUCGCUAGUUCUAGACUGGUUCUUUUUAAUUUAUCCUAAUUAUUUGCAAAAUGGUGAGUGACUAUUUUUCAGUUUGAUGAGUUCUGCCUGCAUAAGAGCGGAUCUGCACGUUGUGUCAGACACUCUGUAUAUCUAGUGUAGUGUAACAUAUAAUUGUAAUGUGUUCUAUAUUACAAAUAAUGUAUAAAGGUUGUUAUAUACGAAUAAAAUGAAUGUACUUGUGCAAUUUCUAUUAGGUUGAUUCAAAAGUCUUCUUCUAUAAACACUGAACAAAUGUUGGUGUGAACAAGGCGUUUUUCAGG
Messenger RNA from Dinoponera quadriceps, 5993 nucleotides. RefSeq names its product telomere length regulation protein TEL2 homolog (gene lqfR). Gene Ontology annotation, biological process: telomere maintenance via telomerase; protein stabilization. The record is from RefSeq and is a predicted model, not a curated record. Gene Ontology annotation, molecular function: telomeric repeat DNA binding; Hsp90 protein binding. Gene Ontology annotation, cellular component: cytosol. The coding region runs from base 227 to 4564 and encodes 1445 amino acids. Lineage: Eukaryota; Metazoa; Arthropoda; Insecta; Hymenoptera; Formicidae. The transcript has 8 exons.